This is a messenger RNA of Sebastes umbrosus (honeycomb rockfish), 9309 nucleotides long. RefSeq names its product Rho guanine nucleotide exchange factor (GEF) 11 (gene arhgef11). Gene Ontology annotation, biological process: G protein-coupled receptor signaling pathway; intracellular signal transduction. Gene Ontology annotation, cellular component: cytoplasm. Gene Ontology annotation, molecular function: guanyl-nucleotide exchange factor activity; G protein-coupled receptor binding. Lineage: Eukaryota; Metazoa; Chordata; Actinopteri; Perciformes; Sebastidae. The transcript is spliced from 43 exons. The coding region runs from base 587 to 4921 and encodes 1444 amino acids. The record is from RefSeq and is a predicted model, not a curated record.
GGUGAUCUUUGAGAACAUGGUGGUGGAUCAGCAGCCAGUCAAGACAGCAGGAUAACAAACACAGCAAGAGAUCAUUAUAUAUCAAGAACUGGGGAUUUAUAAAAGGACAAUACAUUAUAUGCAACUUCUGAGUCUUCUGGCAGACCACAAGAGAGAAGAAAAUCCGGAUAUUACCACCACUGUGACUUGUUUUUGUGGAUAAAAGGAGUCAUGCUUGCAGAAAUAGCUGGUUAGCCAUCUACCCUCCAAAGAAAAAGGGACCGACUCGUUGGCGCAGCUGGAAGCCGAACACACGUCGCUUCCGGUCGGCCUGGCAACCAACGCGAUGCCGCGGCUUGAAACCAGCCUAUCCGGUAGAGCUAACUUCAGUAUGGGAACAUGAGGAGCACUCUGUCUGAUCUGAACCAGCCUCCACAGUAGCUUGAAGAUCUGAUCAAAAGCACACAACAGAGAGCCCCAUUGUGUGGACUGGAAAACUGAAGAUGAUGAUGAUGAUGGGGAUGAUGAUAAAAGAGGCCCAGUGACAGUGUUGAUCCCCCACCCCACCGCACCAGGAAGCCAGAGGAGUGUCACAAAGGCUGCAGACAUGAGUCUCCGCCAGCCCUCCUCUACACUGGACAGCCCUUUUGCUGCUUGGCUCAGCAGUCUGACCAUCGGGGACUCGGAGCGCAAAUCCUCUACCACCCAUCAGAGGGAGCCAUCGGUGGACAUCCCUGCUGAGAGUACGGGUACUGGUCUUGUCCAGAGAUGUGUGGUCGUGCAGAAGGACCAGCUCGGCUUCGGCUUCACAGUGUGUGGAGAGAGAGUCAAGCUAGUGCAGAAUGUCCGACCAGGUGGGGCAGCAGUCAAGGCCGGCGUCCAUGAAGGGGACCGAAUCAUAAAGGUGAACGGCUCGCUGGUGUCCUCCAUGUCCCAUCAGGAGGUGGUAAAGCUCAUCAAAUCUGGAACGUACGUCGCUCUGACACUACAAGGCCCGACCCCUUCAGCCUCGUCCUUGCCUCUAGAGCCCCUCUCGACCGACCUCACACCCAAUCAGAGGACAUCUCUCGGUGGGGAGGCUCCACCCCCUCCGCCUCCACCCUUGCCAUCUGGACUGAGCAACACCCCUUCCCAAAGAAUCACUGGACCCAAACCACUACAGGACCCAGAAGUCCAGAAACACGCCACUCAGAUACUCAGGAAAAUGCUGGAGCAGGAAGAGGCUGAACUGCAGGAGUUGAUGGAGGAGCAGUUGAGGAACCCGUCGUCGUUACUGGGGGAGCGGAUCGAGAGUGCCAAGAGGAGAGCUCACCAAGUCAGGGUCAAGAUUCAGCAAGAACUGGAGGGAACACGAUCAGAAUGUACCACGAGCUACGUCAUAGCAGGAGAAGGUCGACUAUCGAUGGACUCAAGCGAAGGAGACAUGGAGGCCUGUGAGAGUCCCCACUCCUCCCCUUCAUCCUCCUUCAGGACCCCACAACACCGACGGCAGAACUCCGACACACACCCCCUGUCUGAUUUGGGCGGAAAGGCCCAGAUCAUCGGCCCCGAGGAAGAGGACGAAGAAGAUGACGGCUAUCUCUUUAAUGAGAUGGACGGUCCAUUCCAGGACAUCGAGCUGUUGAAGUCCCGACCGGCACACAUGGCGGUGUUCAUGAGAUACGUCUUCACCCAGCUUCUGGACCCCAACCCUCUGCUGUUUUACCUGUCGGUGGAGGCCUACCUGAGCUCCAGCACAAAAGACGCCCGCGCACUUGCACCUCAGAUCUGCUCCCAUUACCUGGACCCAGACGCUCCCCUGAAAAUCAAAGUACGAGAGGAGUAUCUCACAGAUAUAGAAAGUCGACUUCAUGCCCAGGAGGACAUCAGAGGACCUCUGUCUGAGCUGCAGCAGCAAGUGCUGCCGGACAUCCAAGACCAGAUACAGGACUACAGGAACAAGCAGAUGAUGGGCCUCGGCUCUCUGUUUGGAGAAGGAGACCUGCAGCAGCUGGAUGGAGACCCGGCGAAAGAGAGGCAGGUGGUGGACAGACAGGUCACCGCCCUCUGGGAGAUACUAUCAAAGCACGAAGAGGACAGAAGUUCUCCUCUGGCAUCGGCCGUGCACCUUUACCUGCGUCACUCUGGUAUCAAGCUAAGAGACUCCAAGGUCUUCCCUGGUCUGAGCACCGAGAAGGAGAAGUGGCUCGCUUUCUUAAAGACGAAAAAGCUGACUGGUACCAAGAAAGAGAAAGAUGGAGAGGAUAAAAAGAGAAAUCCCAUCCUGAAGUACAUCGGCAAACCCCGGAGCACAUCCCAGUCCACAUUCCAUGUCCCGUUGUCACCCACCGAAGUCCGUCCUGGCAGUGUGAGGAACAUCAUUCAGCAGUUUGAGAAUCACACAGAGACGGAAGAGGAGGGAGGAGACGCCGCCGACCCCCAGAGGCUCUCGUCCAGCAGCCUGGGAGAAGACAGCAUGGACAGCCCGACGGUCUCGGUGCGCCUGGCACGCAGCGAGUCGCUGAAGGCCUCGGGAGAAGGCCGUCGGCGGGGAGUCGUCUCGGGGACGGAGUCCGUCCCUCGUUCUCGGAGCGAUGUGGACAUGGAGGACUGCGGGGAGGAGAGGGAAGGGCCGGGCCUCAGGCCGCUGCAGCACAGCACGUCGUCGUCUGCGUCCAGCAGCUCGGCACGGUCUCUAGAGAACCCUACACCCCCAUACACCCCUCGGUCUAGACGCAGGAGUGUAGACUCGCCGUUGGCCCUGCUGCCGGACGCUGCGGCGCUGGAGGAGGAGGUGUCUGACGGUCAGAACUGGCAGGACACGGUUCUCCCUCAGCUCCUCGCCACGCUCAGUCCGAGGGAGGUGGACCGACAGGCCGUCAUAUACGAGCUGUUCACCACCGAGGCGUCCCACCUGCGGACCUUGAGGGUCCUGGACCAGGUCUUUUUCCAGAAGAUGAGGUCUGUGCUGAACUCUGAUGAGCUGGCCUGCAUCUUCCCCAACCUGCCUCAGGUCUACGAACUCCACGCAAGUCUGUGCGAGGCGAUGAAGAAGAGAAGAGAAGCUCCCAUCGUUCAGGACAUCGGGGACGUUAUGCUGGCCAGGUUUGAAGGUGCAGCUGGAGAGGAGUUUCAGGAACAAGCGUCGCAGCUGUGCAGCCAACAGUCUCAGGCUCUAGAGCUCAUCAAGAACAAGAAACGCAAAGACCCUCGCUUCGCUCACAUUAUCCAGGAGUGUGAAGCGAGUCCUCACUGUCGGAGGCUGCAGCUCAAAGACCUGCUGGUGUCGGAGAUGCAGAGACUCACCAAGUACCCGCUGCUGCUGGACAACAUCAUCAAACACACAGAGGCCGGUUCGUCGGACCUCCCCUCACUUCAGCGCGCCCAGACUUGUUGCCGAGGGAUACUGCAGGUUGUUAACGAGCUUGUCGGGGAAACGCUACAUCGGCAACGCCUCAGCCAAUACCAACGCAGGCUUGACGCUGCCCCUCUAUUCAAGAGUCUGGACCUCACCACUAAGAGAAUGAUUCACGAAGGUCCUCUCACGUGGAAAGUCAGCAAAGAUAAGCAGAUAGAGAUUCAAGCGCUGCUGCUGUCAGACUGCCUGGUCCUCCUCCAGAGGGGCCCGGACGACCGGCUGCAGCUCAGAUAUCCAUCCCGCUGGCUGGGCGGAGGCGGAGGAGGCAGCGGAGACAGCAAGACCUCCUUCAGCCCUCUGGUGAAGCUGGACUCUCUGCUGGUCCGCUCAGUAGCUACAGACAACAAAGCCCUCUACGUCAUCAGCACCACAGAGAGGCAGAUCUACGAGCUGGUGGCUGGGACGUCAUCAGAGAAAAACACCUGGAAAGAUUUACUUGAUAAGACCAUCUCGUCGUCUGGCGGUUCAUCACCGCUGAUCAAUCACGGAUCCAUACCUAUAUCUUCCCCAGGUCGACGCAGUGCGUCCCCAGUGCCAGCUGGCUAUGCAGGUAACUCCAUAACGGAGCAGUCAGAUUCCAUGGAGACUCAUUCCUCCAACGACGACAUUGUGCUCUCGGCAAACACACCCACGGACCAAUCGGAGGCGUUCAUCUGUGGCGAAAGAAAAGCAGUCGGUGUGGCAGAGGCCGCUUUACAAGACGUUGAAACACUAAGGCAGCUCAUAAUACGAGAUUUGGAAGAGGACGGCUGGAGCCACGAUUCUGACGACACGCCCACCAACGAGACGGCCAACGAAAGGAACUCGUUCGCCGAAAGACAGCGGCCGGAGUCCCUGGAGACUGUCCUCAACUUCAGCAUCAACGAAUGGGAGGCCGAGCCUGAAGAAGAGGCUCCGCCCCCGGACGCAGAGCAGCCGAGCAGCGUUCAGGUCAUACGGAAAGCUGUGGUUGCGGGUCCUUCUUCUUCUUCUGUCCCUGAGGACAUCACUGCUGAUGUCACCCUCCCCUCCGACCAAUCAUCCAAGCCGAGAGGCGAGGCCACUACGCAGGGGAACACUUUCUAUUUGGUAAUGCCUACCGAGCAGGGAGAGAGCGCCACCGAUGAUCUCAACGACCCUUCCACACCAACCGCCAGCCACUUUCCUCAGCCUCUGGAGGAAGUGACAUCACCACAGACGCAGCCGGAGGAGGAGACGACGCCCGCCUGCGGUCCAGAGCCCAACCAAUCGGAGGCUAUGCAACUGGAACAGGAGGAGGAAACGGGCCAAUCGCAGGCCGGGCACCAGAGCCAUGUGAUCAAAAAUGUAGAUGAGAUUUUCCACACGAUCGAGGGGUUGACGAGCAAGUUGCGACAGCUGAAGGAAAUAGAGAAGUCCCAUCACAAGCUUUUGAAAACCCUCAGAGAGCCCUUUGUCAAUCAGGAGUCAGAGGACCAACAGUGUCACUCGGCAACCGUCUCCAGGACGCCGUCUCUGGAUCGCGGCUCAGGAGACGGCAAAGAGGGCAGUCCGGCAGAGCCCAAGAUUCAGUCGACGGGAUUCUGACGUCGCCGCAGAUCGGAUUUACUCGCGGUCACUCGAUCUUGAUUGUUGGACGCACCCGUACGUACCUGUCGCUGUCAGACUCGGGCACCUCAGCCCCGCCUCCCCCCUCGCCCCCUCGUCCCUGCAUGCACUGGCCAGCGGAACAGAGCCCAGGAAAGGACCGUAAGCUGUUUUUUCAGCACAACCUCUGACUUCUACCAGAGCGCGAGGGAGUCCAGGACGGAGCGAAGGAAAAGAGUAUGAAGGAACAAAAAAAGGCAUAAGACAAGUUGACUGGAGAAGAGAGAGGAAAAAAGUUGGAAAAGUGUAAAAGUUAUGUGAAGGAAAAGGAUGUCUUGCUUUAAAGAAGCUGGUUGAAGAAAAAACAGAGCAGAAAAGUGUUGAAAUGUUAAUUUAAAGGAAAAAUCCGAGGGACCCAUCACCCCUGCACUUUACCCACAAUGCUUCCCUCUGUCGUGUAUGUCCUCCACAGUGGACGCAUCAGGGACUGGAGAUGCCACUGGCUUUAUAUAUAUAGGGGCCGACGUUUGAGCCAAGAUGGCCUCCGGGGGUCCCCGCCCCCCAUCCACUGGUUGCUUUACACUGAGUUCACCUGCCACCACGGCCGAAGGACUGUGUCUAUAUAAUUCAGGUUAUUUGCACUGGGUAAGGAAACCAUUAUCACACACACACACAUACAUUCAUUUAACCAUUUCAUUCAUCUCAGACCAUCAUAUCCCCAACACUGUGGGAGAAACACUAGUUCUUGUCAUCGGGAGCAGUUGCAGCCACACUGACAUAUCUAAGCGAUGUUCAUUUUUUAAGUUCUGGAAACACUACUGCGCUGUUUACUACUGAAAAUGCUGGCAGGUUUUUUUUUUAUUUUCAGCGCUGCUUCAGAGGCGUACAGGGAUCUCAGCGAUUUAACUAAACGAAGCUCAGUGGAUUCACACAGCUGUUUUCCGAUCAUGUAAAGAUGUUUAGGAUGUUUUGGGGGCAAAAAAGGUUCGAGACGGGCAAUGUUGGCGACGAGUGUGAGGAAAGAGGACAAAUACAGAUUCAAACUUGAAUUUUCACUGAAGACCUGUUUGUCGCUCGAUCAAAUUGCUGCCAAAAUCUCGCCUCUGACAUUGCCCGUCUACACUUUAAAGGUUCGACCGGGCAUCCUGUAGCCCUCUCCCCAGUGUAAUGUGUGUGUAAAUAGCACGGUAAAUACUGUGAACCAGCAACUUCUCCCUUCUCCCAUCCAGCAGUCCUACCAUACAUGGUGUUUAUAUCCAUCUAGCCCACAUCCAAAACCCCCGCCCCCCCUCUGCACAGAACAACUUAUAUUUAUUGGGAGAAACUCAAGCACAUGGUCCAAGUAAAGAAACAUUAAAAAACAAUAACUGCUGCUGUAUAUGCAACUGUUAAAUGAAGCAAAAAUGUAAUGGAAUCGUUUGACAUUUUGGGAAACACACUUAUUUGCAAAGAUCGAUACAACUUUCAUGUAUGUACGGUAAAUAUGAAGCUACCGUCUGCAGCUGCUUAGUUAAGCUCAGCUUAGCUCUGUCGACAAAAUCCACCAGCAUCUCUAAAGUUGGGGACACACCAACUCGACGAUGAAGGCCACCUGUUGCGUCGCCUAACGUUGCCUUUGUUUUGGGCAACAAGUUUCACCGGAAACACACCGCAAACACUACAACCAACGGCCAGUUUGCACGUACGUUCUGCAACCGCGUGAAGUGAAAUAACUCUCCACAUCAGCAGGCGGCGGUAGUCAGUAUUCGUCAUUCAAAAAGGGAAACCGGAAGACCGAGGACUGCGUGAUAUACAAGCCGCUGUUAUGAUACGUACAUGAAACAAAGCGGCGUUUGCCGACCAUUUUCGCACCACUCUCAUUCCCCACUUCACCGCUUCAUUCCAGACGGCCGUGUUGAAAAUAUCCGUGUAUAGGAAUGAUCAGAUGAGAUGAAGAUGAAAAAUGAGAAGAGCCAUCUGUGUUUUUCCUCUUGACUUUACUCGGCUCGCUUUCCUCACUUCCGUUGAACAAGCUGAACGGCCAAUCAGGCUGAGGGAGUGAUUUCUCUCACCGACGGGCUCCGCCGCCGAUUCAUCAUGCCGAAUUGGAUGAAAUACCUCAAAAGACGGGCAGACCAGAGCCGAAGUUGCGGGACACACCGCAAAAACAAUUCUGGCGGACGCUCACCGACGACAACAAACUGUCCGACGGCCGACCGUCAGCCUUAAAAGCUCACUAAUAAACACGUUAUAUCUCAUUAGUUCUUAGCUCCGAUCACACCGAGACACGUCGCUAGAAACGCGUCGCCCACAAAACCAUUGUUUUCCUACGGUACGACGCACCUGUGCUCCUCUCAUACGCCGCGUUUUUCCGGCUUUAAAAUAUUCUCAACCUCUCAGCGCCAGAUGCAUAGCCGCACCGCUCGUCGCUGUCAAACUUGACCCAGGCAGCCGAUCAAAUCAAGCAAGAGGGAGUAGUUACCACUUCCUUCCUGUUUUGAUGCAGGUAGAUGUGGUAGUUAGCUGUUGGACUGCGUUAGGGAAGGGGAAAUUCAUAUCUCAUGUUGUGAUAGUUUCAUGUAAGCUUCUGUCUUUGAGAGAUAGAGAGCGAGAGAACACAUUUUCCCGUUAAGAAAAACUAAUUUUAUCGCCUGGUUCGCCUUAUGCCAAGAGGCGUUUUUGAAGCGUUCCGCGCCUCGAUUUGAUCCGCCCCUUAGUCUCUGCAUGUUACUGCGCUUGAACGUAUUGUUUUUACGUUACAGUGUUUUUGCAGAUUAAACAAAUAAGAUAUAACGUGUUCAUUAGUGAGCUUUUAGAGGUGCUGGUUGAUGGAUUUUGUUACCUCAAGACAGAGCCACGCUAGCCGUUUCCCCCCCUUGUUCCGGUCUUUACACUAAGAUAACUUACUUAAACACACGAGAGCAGAUCUCAUCUAACUCAGCAAAAAAAGCAAACUAUCUCUGGAUCAUAUGUAGGAGUAAUUUAAUAUCCUUGACGUUCAGAAUUUUUUUCGUACGCCUUCGUUGAGGCACAUGUAACCAGCAAAGACUGACACUAAAGCCAAGUGCUUUUUAUUUCUCAAACGCCAUAUAUAUCUUAAGCUCUAAAACACUCUAGACAGAAAAUGUAUUUAAACUGUUACAAAGGAGGGAACUUCUUCUUCUAGAGAAAAAUCUUUUGUGUACCAGUUUAAAUGUUUUUUUUUCUCUCUCAUCAAGCUGGGAAGAAUCACACUAGACUGGAUUUUAUUUGAGCUGGUUUCAAAUACUAACUGAGGAGCGCUUUAGUGAGUACCCAGCAAAAACUGACAAUACACUAGCAAACUGAACAAACCAGGAGCCAAGUAUAUACAGUAUUUAUAUACACACUACCAGCCAGAUUCUACUUUUAAAAUGAUAUUUCACUGCCUGGUGGAAGGUUUUCACUCUUUAGCCAACACACACUGAAGGAGAAGUGUAACUUGGCUCACGUACGAACAAAAGAAAUGACUUCAAAUGAGAGCUACUGGGCGGGUGAUUGUAGCAGCUUGGCCCCGUAUGAACUUGAGGAAAUUUGUGCUAAAAUGUAAAAAUGUUCUACCAAAGUGAAAUAUCUCUUCAGAGGUGUUGAAGGGAACAGUUUUUUUUUUUUCUCUCGACAUUUUGGCUGCUGAUUUUUCAAGCAUCUCAGACCAGACGAAAAAAAAAAAAUAUUCCUUUUGUUUUAACACAUUUCCGUGCCACGCUGUGGACACUCGGUCAUCACAUGCAUAACAUAUGUGUUGUCCAUAAUUUGGCGCAAGAAAUGCCAGAUGGUCUGAGCCGGUUGUAUCCCAGUCGUCUACUCGACAAAUCUCUUUCCUCUUUAUUUCCUCCCUCCUCUAACUACAGCAUUUUUCAUCUUCAAUUUCUACCUCUACACUUCUGUUUCUUUGUAUCUUUCUUCUUUUCAUACAUUUAUCUUGUACAUUGACAUCAGCGUUGGAGCCGUAAUUGGCCGUAAAAGAAAAAAAAAAAAAGCUAUAACUUUUCCUUUUUUUAAAAAGAUAUUGCACAAACAAACUUCCCUGCACGGUGCAAACUACUGUAUGCAUACACACGUCUUUAACUAUCAUCUCAUUGUCUUUUUAUUUUUGCCUUUUUAAAAAAACAAACAAAAAAAAAACGUGUUCACUCAUGUAAUAUAGAGAGAUCAGACCCACUUGUUUUAUAUAUGUUCAUUUUUUUUUCUGUAAAGCCUUAGUCCUCGUAUUUGAUUUUAUUUUUGUAGAUAUGAUUAUUAAAAAAAAAAAGGAUGUAUAAAUUAUUUUCUUCUCCCUUGUUUUUAAAAAUUGGUGAGAUUGUUUAGCUGCACAGAAGGAAAAAGAGAGCUCAUGUCUCAGAUUCAUGUGUUUUGUGAGAUUAAAAAGAAACUGGAUAAAGAAAAGAAAA